CACGAAGUGAUGAAUCCGGAAAUAAAGGUAUUCAUACUACUCGAAGCAUAUCACGUACGAUUACGGAUCCUUUAGAUAGGAAAGAGAGUCAGCAAGCAUCUGCUGAUAGAUCAAGAACUGAAAAGCUAAGACGUAUUGGUGAACGUAUAAGACGAGUAGAAAACACAGAUGCAGUAGACUUUGAUGUCACCCUACUAGAUUUUGCAGGACAACAAGUCUAUGAAAUGUCUCAUCAGAUGUUCAUGGCUAUGCUGGGAAUUUAUAUCCUCGUAGUUGAUUUGUCUCUUAAACUUGAUGAUGUAGUCCCCUAUAAUCUUGGAGGGAAAAAGAAGACUUUGAGAGGUACGAAUUUAGGUACUCACUCAUCAUUGCCUGUG
Saccoglossus kowalevskii is the source of this 377-nucleotide messenger RNA. RefSeq lists its product as uncharacterized. The record is from RefSeq and is a predicted model, not a curated record. Gene Ontology annotation, molecular function: cysteine-type endopeptidase activity. Gene Ontology annotation, biological process: proteolysis. NCBI's taxonomy places the organism in Eukaryota, Metazoa, Hemichordata, Enteropneusta, Harrimaniidae.